Messenger RNA from Rhodamnia argentea, 1585 nucleotides. Its product is annotated as peptide chain release factor APG3, chloroplastic. The record is from RefSeq and is a predicted model, not a curated record. NCBI's taxonomy places the organism in Eukaryota, Viridiplantae, Streptophyta, Magnoliopsida, Myrtales, Myrtaceae. Gene Ontology annotation, biological process: plastid translation; thylakoid membrane organization; chloroplast organization. The transcript is spliced from 15 exons. Bases 45 to 1292 code for a protein of 415 amino acids. Gene Ontology annotation, molecular function: translation release factor activity, codon specific. Gene Ontology annotation, cellular component: chloroplast.
CCGCUGCGAGGUUCAAACCGAGCCACACCAUUUCCGCCCUCAAGAUGAAUGCCUGCACCACGAGCUUCUCUGCUCGAACGUUCCUCCACCGGCACGGACAUGGCAUCGCCGAUCGCUCGAGCCGGAAAGCCGUCUUCCUUCGGCCCGCGCCGACGCCCAGAGCACCGAGAACCGUUUGCAUGGCGGAGCCUUUCCUGAUCAGGAAGCUGGAAUCGGCUGAGAAGACGUGGAAAGAGCUGUCGGUGAAGCUAGCCGAUCCUGAAGUAAUCUCGAACCCUGGCGAGUAUCAAAAGCUGGCUCAGUCUGUGUCGGAGCUUGACGAGGUUGUUGCGACGUAUAGAAGAUUUAAGGAUUGUGAAAAGAAUCUGGAAGACACGAAAGCUUUGGCAAAGGAUGAAGGUGAUGGUGGAGAAAUGGCCGAGAUGAUAGCUUAUGAAAUUGAUUCUUUGGAGAAUGAACUCAAGGAGAUUGAGGAGAAACUUAAGCUAUUGUUGCUUCCAAGCGAUCCACUUGAUGCAAAAAACAUCAUGCUUGAAGUGAGGGCUGGCACUGGUGGAGAUGAAGCUGGGCUUUGGGCUGGUGAUCUUGUAAGCAUGUAUCAGAAGUGUAGUGAGCAGAACUCAUGGAAAUAUUCCCUGGUCUCCUAUUCUGAGGCUGAAAAAGGAGGGUAUAAAACCUAUGUGAUGGAGAUUAGAGGUAAUCGUGUGUAUAGCAAAUUGAAGUAUGAGUCAGGUGUGCAUCGUGUUCAACGUGUCCCUCAAACCGAAGCACAAGGACGUGUGCAUACCUCAACUGCCACAGUAGCCAUCAUGCCAGAGGCUGAUGAAGUUGAUGUGGUUAUUGACCCUAAGGAUAUUGAACUUACAACUACAAGGUCCGGUGGUGCUGGAGGUCAGAAUGUGAAUAAGGUUGAGACAGCUGUUGAUCUUGUUCAUAAGCCAACAGGAAUUCGGAUAUUCUGUACUGAAGAGAGGACACAACUUCGAAACAAAAGUCGGGCUAUGCAGCUUCUGCGAGCAAAAUUAUACGAGAUGAAAGUAAGAGAGCAGCAAGAGAAGAUGAGAAAUCAGAGAAAAUUACAGGUUGGCACUGGGGCUCGGGCAGAAAAGAUUAGGACGUACAACUACAAAGAUAACAGAGUCACAGACCAUAGGUUAAAGAUGAACUAUGAGCUGACAUCUUUUCUCAAUGGCGAUAUCGAGAGCGCAGUCCAGGCUUGCGCUGCAAUGGAGCAGAAGGAACUACUUGAAGAGCUAGCAGAGUCUGUCACCGCAACUGCAACGGCCAGCUGAAUUCUGCUGUCUUGGGGCCAUAGUUGUGGGAUUGCUGGGCUAGCAAUCAACUAGAGGGGGCUUUCUUAACAGAAUAUUGACCUUGAACUUAUGCAAAAGAUUUGCUUCUGCUCUGCCAUUAGAUGCCCCGGUAACAUUUAGUUCAUCAGCCAAUGGCAUUUGUGCGAAUGGAGUUUUACUUGUUCGUAAAGAGAAUAGGGUCCAUGUGUUGAGUUGGACAGUCCGAGCCACCCUCUUAAGUCUGUGUAAACUUAACCUUCCAUUCAAUGAGAACUCUUUCAUACUUUCUUCUU